This is a messenger RNA of Haliotis rufescens (red abalone), 2587 nucleotides long. Its product is annotated as chitotriosidase-1-like. Gene Ontology annotation, biological process: chitin catabolic process; carbohydrate metabolic process. Gene Ontology annotation, molecular function: chitin binding; chitinase activity. NCBI's taxonomy places the organism in Eukaryota, Metazoa, Mollusca, Gastropoda, Lepetellida, Haliotidae. The record is from RefSeq and is a predicted model, not a curated record. Bases 307 to 2472 code for a protein of 721 amino acids. Gene Ontology annotation, cellular component: extracellular region. The transcript is spliced from 10 exons.
UAAAGAGGCUGGGCUAUACAUGCUGUAACUCUGGUGAUGCUGCUGUCGAUAACAAGCGCCAUAACAGUGUAGCCUGAUUGCAUUACCUGUUCAUUCUACCCUGUAACACCCCUGGGGGUGGCUCUCCGGCCAGGGACGCGAGUGACCAACUGCCCAGGGGGAGAAGUUGACCAGUGAUGUACCUCUGCGUGAGAUAAGGGUGCCAUGCCUCGGGUAGAUGGCGGGAUGUGGGUAUAUAAGUAAGACGAAACAACUUUCUGGAUACGUUCAGCUUUUGCGACUAGACUCCUCACAGACUUCUACAGAAUGUUGUAUAAAGCUCUACUGGUGUUUUGGGCCACAUUGUCUCUUACAGCAGGUACGUGUGAUCUGAAGCGAUUGUGCUACUUCACCAACUGGGCUCAGUAUCGCACGGGGACUUCCAAGUUCAACCCGUCUGACAUCGACCCGACGUUAUGCACACACAUCAUCUACGCCUUCGCCAGGAUCGACGUCAACACCUUCGACGUCAUCACAUACGAAUGGAAUGACAUAACGCUGUACGGCGAGAUCAUGGACAUUAAGAGAACUAACCCGGACGUAAAGAUCCUCCUAGCUGUGGGAGGUUAUGGCGUGUCGUGGCAAUUCAACGCCCUCGUCACAAGCGACGGCAACAUCCAAACAUUCGCCGACAAAGCUAUCACCUUCGCGAGGCAAUAUGGAUUUGACGGCAUCGACAUAGACUGGGAGUUCCCGUCCGACUCCGGGUUGUCCGCCAGAUUUACGUCACUGAUGCAGAUACUGAGGACAACGAUUGACGCGGAGGUGCUGACGGUAGGUCAGAACAAGCUGAUGUUGAUCAUCGCCGUCUCCGCCGGCAAGAUCAAUAUCGAUGGCUCGUACGACAUCCCCACCGUGUCUAGUCUUGUGGAUCUGAUCAAUGUGAUGACAUAUGACUUGUCUGGCACAUGGAACAAUCCCCAGGUGGUUGGGCACCACAGUCCUUUGUACCCCCAGGCAGGAGACGUGUCCCCUAACGCCCAGUUCAAUGUGGACUGGGCCAUGCGGUACUGGCGAGAUGGUGGCGCCGACCCCCAGAAGCUCAUCCUUGGCCUGGCUUCAUACGGUCGCUCGUUCACCCUCUCGAACCCAUCCAACACCAAUUACGGGGCGCCUUUCUCGGGAGCGGGAUCAGGUGGAACCUACACCAGAUCCAACGGCUUUCUUGGGUACAUGGAGAUUUGUCAGCUGAUCGAGAGGGAUGGUUGGACGAGAGUCAGGAUGGCGGACAUGAAGGUCCCCUACGCCUUCGGGCCCAAGGACGGCUCAACUCAAUGGGUGGGCUACGACGACAGUCAGAGUUUCCGUGAAAAGCUUCAGUACGUGGUGGACAAUGGCUACGGCGGUGCCAUGGUCUGGUCUUACAGCUUCGAUGACUUCGAUGGCUCCUUCUGUAACGCGGCUGUCAGCUUCCCUCUCAUAUCACAGAUGAAAGACGUCCUCAACUGUUCCCUCAUCACGGCUCCAACAUCACCGACAUCUCCAACAUCACCAACAUCUCCGACUUCCCCAACAUCACCGACAUCUCCAACGUCACCGACAUCUCCAACGUCACCAACAUCUCCGACUUCCCCAACAUCUCCGACAUCUCCAACAUCACCGACAUCUCCAACGUCACCAACAUCACCGACAUCUCCAACGUCACCGACAUCACCGACAUCUCCAACGUCACCAACAUCACCGACAUCUCCAACUUCCCCAACAUCUCCGACAUCUCCAACAUCACCAACUUCUCCCACAUCACCGACAUCUCCAACGUCACCCACAUCACCGACAUCUCCAACGUCACCCACAUCACCGACAUCUCCAACAUCUCCAACUUCCCCCACAUCACCGACAUCUCCAACGUCCCCGACAUCUCCAACAUCUCCAACUUCUCCAACAUCACCGACAUCUCCAACGUCACCCACAUCACCGACAUCUCCAACGUCACCAACAUCACCGACAUCUCCAACAUCUCCAACUUCCCCCACAUCACCGACAUCUCCAACGUCUCCCACAUCACCGACAUCUCCAACAUCUCCAACUUCCCCCACAUCACCGACAUCUCCAACGUCCCCGACAUCUCCAACAUCUCCAACUUCUCCAACAUCACCGACAUCUCCAACUUCCCCCACAUCACCGACAUCUCCAACGUCUCCCACAUCACCGACAUCUCCAACGUCACCCACAUCACCGACAUCUCCAACAUCACCUACUUCUCCUACUUCCCAAAAAUCGCCAACGUCACCCAUGGAUGAAGCAGCCUUGCAGACCACGUGUGUUGAGGGUUCCUGGACGUACGCCGGCCUUAGCGCCAACUGCACCAUGUUCUACAUGUGCAGCAACGGCAUCCUCAGCUCCUUCGAGUGUCCUCCCGGCCUGGCCUACGACACCAGAUACUCAGUGUGCAACUGGGCAUUCCUCGUUCCCGAGUGCAAUAACAAACGGUAGAGUCGUCUCCCACAGAAAACCUCCGCUUUCUUGAGACUAUAUGGACAAUUUGUACUAUAUUUAUAUACCAUAUGUACUAUUUUCUAUAUGUUGUUUAAUAAAUCACGAUGCAGAA